This is a messenger RNA of Neopsephotus bourkii (Bourke's parrot), 965 nucleotides long. RefSeq names its product protein kinase AMP-activated non-catalytic subunit beta 1 (gene PRKAB1). Gene Ontology annotation, molecular function: protein kinase binding. Lineage: Eukaryota; Metazoa; Chordata; Aves; Psittaciformes; Psittacidae. The record is from RefSeq and is a predicted model, not a curated record. The transcript is spliced from 8 exons. Gene Ontology annotation, biological process: signal transduction. The coding region runs from base 23 to 844 and encodes 273 amino acids. Gene Ontology annotation, cellular component: cytoplasm; nucleus; nucleotide-activated protein kinase complex.
CGGAGGCGGGCGGUCUUUCACAAUGGGGAACACAAGCAGUGAGCGAGCUGGACUGGAGCGACAUGGGCAUAAGGCAUCCCGAGGGGACAGCUCAGGAGGAGCCAUCAGUACAAAAGAGGGUGAUAGACCCAAAAUCUUAAUGGAUAGUCCUGAAGAUGCAGACUUGUUCCAUUCAGAGGAAAUGAAGGCUCCAUUGGAGAAAGAAGAAUUCUUAGCUUGGCAACAGGAUCUGGAAAUGAAUGAUAAAACGCCCACACAAGCUCGACCGACAGUCUUUCGUUGGACUGGAGGAGGGAAAGAAGUCUAUUUAUCUGGGUCCUUCAACAACUGGAGUAAAAUCCCUCUGACAAGGAGUCACAACAACUUUGUGGCAAUCCUGGAUCUGCCAGAAGGAGAGCACCAAUACAAGUUCUUUGUGGAUGGGCAGUGGACGCAUGAUCCUUCGGAGCCAGUAGUAACCAGCCAGCUGGGUACCAUCAACAACGUCAUACAGGUGAAGAAAACUGACUUUGAAGUAUUCGACGCUUUGAUGGUGGACUCCCAGAAAUGUUCAGACAUGUCUGAGUUGUCAAGUUCACCCCCAGGACCAUACCACCAGGAGCCCUAUGUUUGUAAGGCAGAGGAGCGCUUUAAAUCACCACCUAUUCUUCCCCCCCACCUGCUGCAGGUCAUCCUGAAUAAGGACACAGGCAUUUCUUGUGACCCUGCUCUGCUCCCUGAACCCAACCACGUCAUGUUGAACCACCUCUACGCACUUUCUAUCAAGGAUGGAGUGAUGGUGCUUAGUGCUACGCAUCGUUACAAGAAGAAAUAUGUCACCACUUUGCUGUACAAGCCAAUAUGAGCAUCGCUGUAGCUUGUGACCAAUUGCUCUGGGCCAGUGCAGUCUCAGAAAAACAAUUCCUCUCUUAACCAAAUGUACUCCUGCUCUGUGCUGUAGCAAAUGAACUCUGAUUUCAUCUGGU